Molecule: messenger RNA, 1749 nt
Organism: Ziziphus jujuba (common jujube)
Lineage: Eukaryota; Viridiplantae; Streptophyta; Magnoliopsida; Rosales; Rhamnaceae
Product: ankyrin repeat-containing protein NPR4
Exons: 5
Coding region: 1-1749 (582 amino acids)
Molecular function (GO): protein binding
Source: RefSeq, a predicted model, not a curated record
AUGGCUGACAAAACUAGCGAACAAUCAGCAGAUAGAAAACUAGAAGCUGAGUUACGUGGUGAUACUCCUCCUAUAGAUGUUUCUAAGGAUAAAAAAAUCGAAAAGAAGAAGAAACAUGCAAAGGCUGAAGAUGAACUCCGCGGUACUAAUAAUCAACCUGCAGGUUCCUCCAGCUCGUCUGGUCCUACUAGAAAACCUGUUGCUUCAUCCUGUUCAUCUGCUAGGCAGGCAGCUAACACUCGUAUCGAGCUCUACGUGGCAGCACUGAAAGGCGAUUGGAAAGCAGCCGAAAAGGUUGAAAAUGAUAUUAAUAGAGUGAUUACAGAGAAAGGGGAAACGACUCUCCAUAUUGCUGCUCUAGCAAGAAAAGAGCAGUUUGUGAGAAAGUUGGUCAGUAAGCUGAACAAAGAAGACUUGGAAAAAAAUAACAAAAUUGGUAACAAUGCUCUAUGCUAUGCCGCUGCCUCUGGAAAUGUGGAAAUUGCCAAGCUUAUGGUCAAAGCUGGGAAUGAAAAGUUGGUAAAUCCAGAUAGUGAUUUGGCUAUAGACAUGCUAAAGAGCAACCCAGGACUAGCUAAGGUUAGAAACAAAUAUGAUGAAACAGGAUUGACUGUGUUAGCACGAACACCUCUAACUUUUGUUGGUAAUGAUGAGAGUCAAUCAGCUGGACUACUCAAGAGUUUUCUUAAUUUAUCAUGUUUAAAGCUGCCGCAUUUAGGAAAAUCAAGGCAGUAUUCUCAAGCGUUAGACUUAGUCAAAAUGCUUUGUGAUUAUUGCUUGAAUAAUUCUGAUGAAGAGAACCAAAGCUCAACUGCGGAAGUUGCAAAUCUACUAUUUGAUGCGGCUGAAGCAGGGAAUGUGGAUAUUUUAAUCAAACUAAUGCACUUCAACCCUGACCUACUGUGGGUCAAAGAUACUGAAAGAGGAACUAUCUUUCACGUGGCGGUUGAGAAUCGUCACGAGGACAUAUUCAAUUUGCUAUUUGAGUUGGGUGCAAUUAAGGAUUUUAUUGCAAAACAUAUUCCUAGCAAUGACAAUAACUUGCUUCAUUUUGCUGCUAAAUUACUACCUCAAAAGAAGCUCAACACUGUAAGUGGAGCAGCUCUUCAGAUGCAUCGAGAGCUUUUGUGGUACAAGGAAGUAGAAAAGAUUGUACCAACUCCAUACAGAGACUUGCCUAAUUCAAAUGGCGAAACCCCACGUGCUUUAUUUGAAAAAGAACAUAAAGAAUUGAAAGCGAAAGGUGAGAAGUGGAUGAAGGACAUAGCAGCUUCAUCAAUGUUGGUAUCUACAAUUGUUGCGACAGUAAUGUUCACAGCUGCAAUUAGUGUCCCUGGUGGAUUUAAUAACAAUAAUGGAGUUCCAAUUCUUCUAGAUAAAAAGCCUAAGCUGUUUGUGAUUUUCACAAUAUCAGAUACAAUAGGGCUAUUCUCCUCCACAGCUUCUACUCUGAUAUUCUUGUCCAUCCAUACCUCUCGCUAUGCUGAUAAUGAUUUCCUUAAGUUCGUACCAUUUAUGUUGAUGUUUGGAGUUACUACGCUUUUCAUAGCCCUAACAGCCAUGAUGAUCACCUUUUCUGCCAUAUUUCUUCUUUAUUAUCAUCACCAUGGAUUAGCUUUCAUUUAUGUCAUUGUGUGUUGUGUUCCUCUUCUUUACCUUUUGUUUAUUUUUCCUCUUUUAUUUGAGCUUUUGCAUGCAGUUCGUGGUCCUAGGUUUCUGUUUAAGCCACGAAAACAUCUAUUUCACUAG